UGCUUCCAACCGUGACUAACUUUUACCCUAACAAUGCACUAUGUUAUUAUAUAAGCUUGUAAACUAAAGUCAUACGUUACAGACGAAAAUGCUUUAAGGAAUAAUUCAUGCUAACUCCAAUAAAUAAGUUUAAAAACUCGUUUGCUGUAUAGGAAGAAGUCUGAAAAUGGCAGAUAGUAAGAAAGAUUCAGGUCCGGUUGGACUGUAUGAGGUUGUAGAAGUGCCAUGUUACGUUUUGAACGUGAAGAUUGUCAGAGGUCACGUGACAAAAGGACGCUGGUCAGAUAUGAUGGAUACUCCGGACGCAUACGUUAAGCUAAUUGUCAGAAGAGCUCCAAAUCCUAAGAGACAAACCAAAUCUUGCGACAAUAAAAACGAACCGAUCUGGAACGAGACUUUCAAGUUCUUUCUCAAAAACGUUGACGGAAACAAUAUGGAAUUAACCUUAAUGGACUCAGAUUACAUAUCUGAUGAUACUCUCUCCACUCAGACGAUAAAGAUACCUAAUUUAAAUGAUUUGAUGGAACGCAGACAAGAGAUGACCAUUAACUUCAAUGAGAGUUCCAAAAUUGACAUAGAGAUGUGGGCAGAAUACGACACCUCGGACCUUGCGAUAUACUGCGGACAAGAACUGUGCGAAGAAGAAAAGACCUUUCUGGAAAAAAGGAAAGAAAGAGCUUAUCGAGUGAUGCAAGAAAUGUUAGGGAAAGACGCUCCAAAAACACCAAACGAGGUUCCAACAAUAGCAGUAAUGGGAUCUGGUGGUGGAUUCCGUGCAAUGACAGCCUAUUCUGGAGCAAUGGGCGCCCUGGUGGACUCUAAAAUUGCAGAUAUGGUUAUGUAUAACUUGGGUCUGUCCGGCUCAGCUUGGUACCUUUCGUCUCUCUACUCCCAUCCUGACUAUCCCAAAAAAUCUCCACGUGAGCUUCGCAAAGAGCUAGGUGAAAGUAUUGAAUCCAGUCCGAGGUGGAUCGUGUUUAAUCCUUUGAAUUGGAUAAAGUGUAUGUCAGACGUGAGAUCGGCAAAGGCAAGUGGGCAACCUUUCAGCUUCACGGAUGUCUACGGUUUUAUGGUCGGCGAAACACUUCUCAGAGGCAGAAUGGAUUCAAAACUGACUGAUCAGCGAGAAAUGUUAAAGGAUGGAUUGGUUCCUAUACCUUUGUACGCAGGUGUCCACGUAAAAACUACGACAUCGGCUAAGGUCUUUCACGAGUGGGUAGAGUUCAGUCCAUACCUCAUAGGCAUGUCAAAGUAUGGCACAUUUAUGCGACCAGAAUUAUUUGGAAGCAAACUCUUCCAAGGACGGCUAAUUACAAAAUACGAUGAGUCACCACUGCAUUUUUUCCAAGGUCUUUGGGGAAGUGCAUAUUGUGUUUUGGCAAAUCGUUUUGUUGGCAUAAACCCAGAGGACUCAGACAAUGAAGAUGAGGAACGCGAAGAACUUGAUAAAGAAUUAGUUGAAGAACUAACAAUACUAGCUGAAAAUGAUGAUGAAAGUAGUGACGAUGAAGAAAAUGGUAAAGCCAUAGAUGAAAAGAAAGCGGAGAAAAAUAAGCAAAAGCAAAAAAGUAUUUUCAAAAGAUUUUAUGAUUUUUUUGGUAUUGAUUCUCUUGUAAACAAUAUCCAAGGAAGGGCAGCAGUUGUGUUUAACUACAUGCGUGGUUUAGUAUUGCAAGAAUACCAUCCGAUAGAUUUGUCUAUGCCACCGAUGUUGAUGGCACCGCGGUUACUGCCUGAGUUCUCAACAACUGAAACAACCGAGGGACAGUUUGAUGAAAUAUUUGACAUGUACCCGACUGAAUACAGAAAGAUGUAUCUAGUGGACGCUGGACUAGCAUUCAACUCUCCAUAUCCACUUAUACUGCGGCCGGAGCGACAAGUUGAUCUAAUCCUGUCAUUUGAAUUUAGCAGUAGAAAAAGUGACAAAGCAAAUCCUCUAUCGGAACUUGUGCUGGCCGCUGAGUGGGCAAAACUGAAUAAAUUCCCAUUCCCUGAGAUUGACCAAACGGUGAUAGAUCGGGAAGGAUUCAAGGAAUGUUAUGUGUUUGAAAACCCUGAUGACCCAAAUUGCCCGAUUGUCAUGCAUUUCAUUCUCUACAACAAUCAAUUCAGAAAAUUUAAAUCUCCAGGAGUUCCUAGGAUGACACCGGAGGAAUUAGAAUACGGCGACUUUGAUGUGUUUGACGAUCCGGAUAAACCGUAUGCAACCAGCAAAUUUCAGUACUCAAACAAAGCUUUCAACCGUCUUGCAGAUCUGAUGGAAUUUAACACACUGUCUAGCAAAGAUUUGAUAAUUGAGAAUAUCAGAAAAUGUGUGAAGAGAAAAAGUCAGAUAUAAAUAGAAAAAGAUGUCAGCCGUAGAUAGCUAAAUCUUAAUUGAUUGACUUUGAAAACUUUAAUUAAAAAAUAUAACAUGUACUAAAGUGUAUGUGUUGUUUUACUUUGCAAAUACUGAUUUUAUUUUAUUUGUUGUAAGAUCACAACAAAAUGUGAAUCAUUUUAAAGUUGGCUGUAUAACAGCGAAAUAAUCCGCGAACGGCUCCAAAUAAGUUACAAUAUUAUUCAAAUUGGUAUCUGAUGUGCUGAAAGAUAGACGGAUUGCCUUUACAAGAGCUUAUGAUUGUAAGAGUGUUAGUGUAUAUAUCGUACUUUUACUAUAAGCAAAACUCGAAAAAAAAUCAUUUCAAUGAUUUGGUACUCUGACAUAAACUGUAUUUGCAGUGUCCUUUGAUUCUGAAAUUAUCGCGUGCAAUUCUAACAGAGAAUUUGUAUUGAUAAGUGAAUCGUGAUUGCUAGAUUGACUUUAUAUUGUUAUAGUAUUUUUUUCAAGAUGGUUACAAAAGUAACAUUUGCUUAAUUUCUGUACUUCUACUUGUACUAUAUGGAUCUUUAUCUUUGAAAAUGUUUACUUCUUUUGUUAUAAGAUUUCUAUGCUUUGCCAUGGUGACAGUUCUCGUAGAUCCAAUAAAGUGUAAGUAAA
Molecule: messenger RNA, 2980 nt
Organism: Ruditapes philippinarum (Manila clam)
Lineage: Eukaryota; Metazoa; Mollusca; Bivalvia; Venerida; Veneridae
Product: cytosolic phospholipase A2-like
Exons: 18
Coding region: 167-2338 (723 amino acids)
Biological process (GO): glycerophospholipid catabolic process
Cellular component (GO): cytosol
Molecular function (GO): calcium ion binding; calcium-dependent phospholipid binding
Source: RefSeq, a predicted model, not a curated record